Cylicocyclus nassatus is the source of this 333-nucleotide messenger RNA. NCBI's taxonomy places the organism in Eukaryota, Metazoa, Nematoda, Chromadorea, Rhabditida, Strongylidae. The record is from the annotation of a GenBank genome assembly.
AUGAAAGCAAUGUGGCAUUUAGUUGCUAUACCGUUGUUAACUUUCUUAAUUCCUGCAUCCGAGGGGAAGCCAUGUAAACCUGACCGUCUGGAUAAGAGAUUGGCGAAAGCAUUCCAUGAUAGGGAAACAGAAUGGUGGUUCUGUUGUGAUUGCAAAAAGGAGUCUCGUUCGUACACACGCGGUCCAAUAGCUACUCCAAUACCAUCCAAAGGUGUAUAUGCGUUCGAAGUAUAUCGACGAGGCACGCCGGCAGACGAGAUAGUCGCAGAUUUGAUCAGGAAGGUAAACAUUCUCAACAAAAGAAAUAUUGACAUUAAAGAAAGAAGUUUUUGA